CCCGUAUGUUGAUGAAAACUGUAAGUGUUUAUAAAAAGACAGGCAGAGCCUUGCGUCCGAGAGUAGCGCAGUGUAGAACAGUGUUUGUGAAGAAUGUUUUCAAGAGAGGCAAGUGCCGCUACGGUUCAUCUCCCGUCAGAUUCGAGUUCACGCUGUUUCGGUAAGGAACCAACACUUCUCCAGUCAGGACCGUGGUAUUAGCUGAUACCUACUUAGUCAAGGAUACCACAGGGUCUGCGACAUUCUUGACACUAUGUGCUCCUUAUCUAGAAAUCAUCAGUGCUAGCAUGGAUAGUUUCUGAUGAUGCAGAAACGGAGUUGCACCCUGAUUAGGUCAGCGCGACCAUACUGUGUACAAGCCUGAAGCAUUUCUGCUCGAGGAUCAUGGAGGACAAUACUUCUAAACUUGAUGAGCAGGAAUGGGUGUCGACCUUGAUAUGGGAUUGGAUAGAGAUCUUACGACUGAUCUUUGCAAUCACAGGUAUUAUUGGCAACACGCUAGUUAUCAUUGUCUAUGUACACCGGCGUCGGAUGCGAAACACUACCAACGCCUUCAUUGUCAAUCUGGCCGUGGCUGACUUGAUCACAUCGAUAUUCAUCAUUCCAGUCCCAGUCUUGUCUAACAUUCCUCCGAUCUGGGUCGGCCGGAUGUAUUGCAAGACCAUCUUCAACAGUGUCUUCAUGUGGAUUUCCAUAGUGGCGUCGAUACUGACGCUCACCAUGGUGUCUCUCGAGCGCUACUUCGCCGUGGUCCACCCAGUUAAGUAUCGGGUCAUCUUCUCCAAGUGGCGGCCCCGAGCCAUCAUGGCAUGCGCAUGGUUGUGUUCAAUCAUAAUUAAUACCUUCAAUCUUUAUGUGGUGGAUCUACACAAAGGUGGCUAUUGUUACAACAACUGGCCAAGUCUUGGUUUCCGGUACUUGAUAGCCACCUCUGUUUUCCUCCUGGAGUAUUUCGUACCGAUGAUCAUCAUGUUGGUGGCUAACAUUGUCACCGUGAGGACUUUGAAGAGCCAGGCCCGGGCGCUACUUCAGCGGGAUCAGUCGCGGUUCAGCCCGGCCUACUCGCUCUUGGAGGCCCGCCGUAAAGUCAUCGAAACCCUCUUAAUCGUGGUCAUCACCUUCAUCGUUUGCUGGACUCCGGACCAGAUCGGGUUUUACAUCUAUCACUUCGGGGGUGUGCCGGAAUCCUACAUCAGAGAGCCUCUGUAUCGCUUCAUGGUACUGUUGGCCUUCGCCAAUUCUUGCGCUAAUCCGAUUAUCUACGCCUUCAAAAACAAGCAUUUCAGACAUGGGUUCAUGAAUAUGAUUCGAAGGAAAGGCAACAGGAUUGGAAGCAACGCCGACUCCAUAGCGGCUGAAGAAGAAUUCAACACGGCAAAUGUGACUGUCCGGACGGUACGACCUAAGGCCGCGUCAGGUGUGGUCACAGUGCAGUCCUGAUCGUACCUAGACGACAAGACGAAUCAAUCAGCGGUCACAGGCAAUCAGAUCUAUUCACGGACGUCACCUAAAAAAGUGCCUGGACUCGUAACACUCUUAAUCAGCCCACAUAGUUCAUUGAAGCCACUAGUGGCCAUCUUACCGCGCCGAAUAGAAAGGUCUAGUUAUACAAAGACUUGCUCGACAUUGUUAACCAAAUCAUUCGUGGUAACAAAAGCUAAAGUGAUAACUUUUGUAUUAGGCACGGUAAGAUGGCCGCUGGUGGCCUUAGCUGAUACAAGCGCAUUGCGAAUCCAGAUUUGUCUUUUACAACGUCCGUAAUUCCGAGUCUUGCCCGUGACUAUUGGAUUCUUUUCCGUUGUCCUCCAUUCAUAUGCAUCAAUCGAACAAAACCUGAUACUGACAGAUGUAGGUUGUACCUAAAUGUAGUUAAGUACAUCUUUUCAGGCAUUACAAUGAUGCAGUCAAAGUAGUUAAGGAAACAAUCUACUUGUGUAUUGAAACCUAUAUACGUUGCUGGCGGACUACUGACCUAACUCUUAUCUGUAUUGUAGCCCCUUAUCUGUGUAAGAAUCGUGCUUUAAUCUACUGUCUCAUUACUACCCGCCACUUUUAAAAUCGUUCCACCGUCCCUGACCCCAUGAGGUAUGCAGAUUUGACAAUGUAACCACUGUACAUUCAGGGAGGCCCACGGACGUAUAUAAGAAAAUCUGGACUCAGAAGGCCCUCAAUCAGUUUAUAGAGAUCACUGAAUCCACUAGCAGCCAUUUUACCAAGCCGACUACAAAGCUUGCCCGGCAAUGCCUGCCUUUGUUCUCCCUGGCGUCAAUAGA
Molecule: messenger RNA, 2273 nt
Organism: Acanthaster planci (crown-of-thorns starfish)
Lineage: Eukaryota; Metazoa; Echinodermata; Asteroidea; Valvatida; Acanthasteridae
Product: QRFP-like peptide receptor
Biological process (GO): G protein-coupled receptor signaling pathway
Cellular component (GO): membrane
Molecular function (GO): neuropeptide Y receptor activity
Source: RefSeq, a predicted model, not a curated record